AUGGGUUGCCACAUUGAAGAAUAUUCAGAGCAUGUUCUAUGCUAUAUAGGAGAAACAAAGGGACUGUAUGGAGUCGGAUUUCUGAUAAAAAAGGCAUGGAAAAAUAAUAUUACUAACUUUACUGGCAUUUCGGAGCGAGUAGCAUUACUACAAAUGCAAUUUGGCAGAGUAAACAUUUCAAUAAUUCAGGCAUACGCACCCACGGAAAGAUCAAAUGACACAGAUAUUGAAAAUUUUUAUAGUGAUUUGAAAAAAGCCCACACACUAGCCGACGAAAAAGUCAUAGUAUUAGGAGAUUUCAAUGCAAAAAUAGGACAACCCAAAAACGACGAAAAACUCGUCUUGGGACAGUAUGGCCUAGGCCAAAGAAAUGAAAGAGGUGAACAACUGCUAGAAUAUGCAUUCGAAUACGGAUUAGCAAUAAUUAACACUUAUUUUAAGAAAAGACCUAGCAGAAGAUGGACUUGGAAGUCACCAGAUGAAAGUGUUAAAAACGAAAUCGAUUACAUCAUGACAAACGUCCCUAAAAUAGUGCAAAAUUUUGAAGUUCUCAGCAACGUAAAGUUUCGAACAGACCACAGACUACUUAGAGAAACGGUCCUACUAAGUAAAUCGAAAAAAAAUAGAAAAGGCUUUAAACCACCGCCUAAAAUCCCUAAAACAGAAGAGGAAACCAAGUACUACAUAGAUAGCCUCAGAUUGAAUAUCGAUAACAAACUAGUAGACACCAGUAACGUUCAAUCUUACUAUGAUGUGCUGGAAGUAGCUAUAGCCAAAAGUUUAACUAGCCAGAACAAUCCAAAAAAAGAAAAACGGCAUAAUAUAAUUAGCGAAGAAACUUUAGCACUAAUUAACAAACGCAGUGAACUAAGUAGAAUUAAGAAGAAAGAUGCUAAUACAAAGAAAGAAUUAAGCAAACUAUUUAAGGAAACCAGCAGAGCGACCAAAGGGGACUAUAGUAAACACAGACAAAAGAUAAUAACGGAAAAUCUUAACAAAUUCAGAAGUACCAAGAGAGCAUUUAAAGAAUUAAACUUAAAGAAACCCUGGAUACAAAAACUAGAAGGACAACACAAUAACACCCAAACAAGACUCGAAAUUAUACAACAGGCAACUGCUUUCUACCAAGAUCUAUACAGAAAUAAAGACAAAACCAUCGAAGAAGACAACGAAGCACAUUUUUGCAAUAACACAGAAACUAUUAGGCCGAUAGAAGAAAAAUGUGUAUAUGACCAGUUGAAACAAUUAAAAUCAGACAAAAGUCCUGGUCCCGAUGGAAUAUCUAAUGAAGCAUUGAAACUAGGCCAUGUAUCAAGAUACACAGACAACAGGUGGACAAUCAAAACUACAAAGUGGAAAGGACCAGUCGGCAAAAGAAAGGCAGGAAGACCAAAAAGAAGAUGGGCUGACGAUAUAACCGAACUUACUGGAAAGGACUGGUUAGCAAUCGGCAGGGAUAGAGAUGAGUGGAAGGGGCUGGAGGAGGCCUUCACCCGAGGAGGGGUCCAUACCCAAUAA
This is a messenger RNA of Spodoptera litura, 1518 nucleotides long. RefSeq lists its product as uncharacterized. Lineage: Eukaryota; Metazoa; Arthropoda; Insecta; Lepidoptera; Noctuidae. Gene Ontology annotation, molecular function: catalytic activity. The record is from RefSeq and is a predicted model, not a curated record.